CCGUGCUCUCCCCAGCGACAAUAAUUUAGAGCUUCUCGCGCAAUAUCGUCGCUGUUUCCUUACCCAUUAGUUCCGCCUCCUGGCGGGUAGAUACACGCAUAGUAAACUACCUGCGCUGUCUGUGUUAUCUCUGAUUUCAAUUCCCCUUGCACUGCUCGGGACAUUGCGAUGAUGAAAAUUCGAUGACGCCUCGAUUGCGUAAAGCCAACAAUAAUUACCUACCUAUGCACCGCCCAACACCAAACUAAUAAACCCACUAUGCGACAACCAACCUCAAAUAAACAUCAACCAAGUCCCCCAAUUACAAUCCCAUAAAUCUCGAACCCAGCCAUGUACAUCCCAUCGGCACAAAGCGUUCUCGCAGCAGGACUCGCCCUCACGGGCAUUCUCAAGGGGCCACGCACCAUAGCCUCAGGCACAAUCCUCGACUACGCCCCCGAAACCUGCAAAGACGCGUCCGGCGCCGCGCGCUGCACGCCGCCCUUCAUAGUCACGAAAUUGACGUGCUACCGUCUAGAAUGGAAGACCGAGGGUGCGCUCACGCAUACCACGGCCGAGGUGCGGGAUGCCGGGUCCGGGGAGCUAGUGUUCUACCGCGAUACGGAUGGGAAGUGGACGCCGGAGCUAGGGGAGCUUGUUUAUCUCGAUUUCAAACCUAAAGUUCCGGCGACGGGGAACCAAACUGUGCGGUAUUUAGUUAGGACCUGCGAAUGACGCAGGAGGCUGAGGAUUAAAUGAGGGGCUUGUUGUUAGGUGGAGGGGCAGAGGGGAUGGCGUUAAGAUUAUUGUGGCAAAAUAUGGGAUGCAUUAUUGGCUAGGCACAAUGGUUGAUUUAGUAACAGCUCAUAUGAUAAGAACUAAAGGGAU
Messenger RNA from Annulohypoxylon maeteangense, 867 nucleotides. RefSeq lists its product as uncharacterized. Bases 331 to 714 code for a protein of 127 amino acids. Lineage: Eukaryota; Fungi; Ascomycota; Sordariomycetes; Xylariales; Hypoxylaceae. The transcript has 3 exons. The record is from RefSeq and is a predicted model, not a curated record.